CGUCACCGUCUUUGACGACAGGCGAAAGCGCUACGAUAGAGGAGCUUGCGUGAGGUGUUCAUACGAAAUCGUCCGAAAAUCCAUCAGACACGAAAGACAUAAAAAGAAAAAUCACAUUUCGUAUUUGUCCGUUCUUUAUUCCGUUAAAAUAAAAUUUAUCGGGCGAUGAAAAAUUUACAAACACAAAUAAUUGCAGCGUUGCUGUUGACACUGACGUUCUUCUUUACUCACGCUCUGUGCCAUGGUUCAGAAUACAGUGACGAGUAUAAACGAGACAAUAACAGAGAUAGAAGGGAAUCUGUUGCAGGAUUGAUACCGUUUCCCAGAGUCGGGAGGUCAGGUAUCGAAUCUGCUCUACAAAUGGACAAUUUGUACGAUACCCAACAAGAACUAAGAAGUCACAAAAGAGAAGGACUUAUUCCUUUUCCCAGGAUUGGCAGAAGGAGUGAUUCGAAGAACACAGCUCUCUGGUUUGGUCCUAGGUUAGGACGAUCAGCCGUGGUACCAGAAAAUUAUGAUACAUCGUACUUAGAUUCUGGUACAAUACACCAGCAAUCAUAAAAACUUUAAUUGAAAUGAAAAGCAAAAACUUUGGUGAUGAAGAUGACAAUCUAAUGUAAUAUUGUGUUGUGUACUUUAAAAUUUAUUUUACUUUUCUUAAAACAAUUUCGUGAUUUAGCUAGUAGUGCAAUAGUAUACAGCAGACAGCUGUAAAACAGAAUAUUUGAUACCUACCUACGAUAUUUUAUUUUGAAAUCAUAUGUUAUAAUAGAUACAAUGAAUGAAUUAUUGUUUAGUGUUAUUUAA
This is a messenger RNA of Melanaphis sacchari, 807 nucleotides long. It is a transcript of the gene Capa, whose product is annotated as cardio acceleratory peptide 2b. The transcript is spliced from 4 exons. Lineage: Eukaryota; Metazoa; Arthropoda; Insecta; Hemiptera; Aphididae. Bases 166 to 561 code for a protein of 131 amino acids. The record is from RefSeq and is a predicted model, not a curated record.